Molecule: messenger RNA, 500 nt
Organism: Drosophila sechellia
Lineage: Eukaryota; Metazoa; Arthropoda; Insecta; Diptera; Drosophilidae
Exons: 2
Coding region: 8-457 (149 amino acids)
Source: RefSeq, a predicted model, not a curated record
GCUUAAAAUGAAGUAUGUUGGAAUAAUCUGGUGGAUAUAUUUCCUAUCUAUCUUCAUGCAGAUUGUGCAUGCGGAGCAAAGCUUGGCAAUAUCAAUUAUAGAUGCACAAUCAAAUAAUGGAUCAGUCUCAAAGGGUUUUCAUUCUAGAAAGCGAAAUGCCUUUCGUUUGUACGCCGAUUGGGGCUAUACCAUGGAUUCAAACAAACCCUUGAAGCAGGAAUGCCGCUCAACGGGCUAUCAAAAGGACUUUCCUUGGGUGUCUAUUAAGAAGAGAAACCGUUUAAUUCAAGAACCCCGACGGUAUUUAAAGGAUCUGCGUAGUGAGAUGUAUGAAAAAGCGGAUGCUGAGAAAUGCCAUCAGCCGGAAAUGAGGAAUGUUCAGGACUUUCUCGAGUGCCAAGUGCGCAGGCAUAUGCGACUGGAGUUGCAGAUUCCCAAGUAUCCCAAUGUACCUUAACAAGUUCAAAUUAAACAGAAAAACAAUGCAAUUGAAAAGUAUU